This is a messenger RNA of Branchiostoma floridae (Florida lancelet), 1782 nucleotides long. RefSeq names its product solute carrier family 15 member 4-like. The coding region runs from base 134 to 1762 and encodes 542 amino acids. Lineage: Eukaryota; Metazoa; Chordata; Leptocardii; Amphioxiformes; Branchiostomatidae. Gene Ontology annotation, cellular component: membrane. Gene Ontology annotation, biological process: transmembrane transport. Gene Ontology annotation, molecular function: transmembrane transporter activity. The transcript is spliced from 12 exons. The record is from RefSeq and is a predicted model, not a curated record.
UUCGACUGAAAAUACGGAAGUCACGAUGUGACCGGUCUUCUAAGAAGCCAGUUUCUGUGUGAACGUGAGUGGACAUGCUUUCUCUAUUACACAUGCAGGUCAGGGAGGAAAGCACGACAGACUUAGAGGCAAAAUGAAAAGUGAAAGUGAAGAUGUGGCGCGGGAAGAAGAAGACCACGUGGUCUCCCCCUCCGACCGAAACAGCCGAGUCAUGAUGAGCAGCCUCCUGGUCUGGCUGAGCGAACUGUGCGAGCGCGUGACGUAUUAUGGGAUAGUUGCCAACAUGGCGGACUACGUGACGUCACCAUGUUUCCCCGAACGAUACCAUUUGCCAUGGGUGGUCACGUGGGUUUUCACGGGUUGCGCCUACACACUGACAUUUUUCGGGGGUUGGCUCGCCGAUACUGUCGGCAACCGCUUCUGGACAAUCCUGGUCAGCAUGUGGAUCUAUCUCGUCGGGACAGCCCUACUCGUCGCUUCCUCCAGUUUGUGUGGCUCACAUCCGGACGGACGCGUCUCCGGGCUUUACUUUGCCGGCCUGACUCUCGUUGCCAUAGGAACGGGAGGCAGCAAAUCCAACCUCGGUCUGUUCGGCGCACAGCAGUACAAAGGUUUAGGAGAGGACGCGAAAGUCCAGCUGCAACAUUUCUUCCACUGGUACUACUGGUGUAUUAACCUGGGCGCUACCAUUGGCGUGGUAGGGGUGCCGACUCUACAAAAGCACGUCAGUGUGCUGAGUGGGUACGUGGUGACCUGUGUCUGCGUCGUGCUUUCUGCUCUUGUCUUCGUCUUAGGCCGCAUUGGAAGCUUCUACAGUCAAGAAAACAGCACACAUGAGAUCCGGAGCAGAAUCGUUGCUGGCCUACUUGAUCCGAGCAGAAAAACGCGACGUAGAGAGCUGCAAGGAAGACUGUGGAGUUCGACCAUCCCGAAGGAGGUGUGGAAACUGAUGCAAAUAUUCGCAACUCUGAUCCCAUACUACGCCAUCUACUCACAGACAAGAACAACCUACCUGUUCCAAAGCGAACGUCUGCGCAUGCCUGCGGGGUCAGAGGCCACGUACUUCAGCGCCAUUAACAACCUGACUAUCCUCCUGAUGAUCCCACUCAUGGUCCGGUUUGUGUAUCCCCGCCUGACGAACAAGGAAGUACAAUUUACACCGCUGACUGUCAUGGGUGUCGGAAUCCUGCUGUCUACGCUGUCGGUGCUAUCCGCAGAGGUGGUGGAAGUUGGCCGCCGACAGCUUGUCCACAGCGGCCACUUCUUUCAGCAGGCGGUAGGGAACCGCACUCUUCGCGCUGCAGAGCUGAGUGUGGCGGUACAGAUCCCACAGUUAGUCCUGUCAGGCGUCAGUGAAGUGUUCACCCUCGCCGUCGGUUACUACUUUGCCUACACGGAAGCUCCGCCUGGUUACGAGGGGACCAUCAUGGGGGCCUUUCUACUAAUGUGGGGACUCGGCAGCGGUCUCAGCGUACUUCUAACCGAGAUAGUCAACGCCAUAUGUUAUGGCGUGUCUGGUGCCGCCUGCUUCCCACUAGAGUUAAAUGACGGCCAUGUAGAGUAUUUCUUCCUGACCCUUGCCGUCCUCCUGAUGGCGACAUUCGGCGUCUUUUGGUACCUGGAGCGCCAUUACGUGUACAGCCCCUCCUCAUCCACCAAAUAUCACGCACAACCAUCCACAUUGUCUCGGGUUAUGCCGUACACACGCGCGCUGCUGACUGUAUCAAACCAAGGAGCUUUUCCUUGGUCAAACGGGCAAUAAGUUAAUAAACCACAUGUUCA